Molecule: messenger RNA, 2003 nt
Organism: Trichogramma pretiosum
Lineage: Eukaryota; Metazoa; Arthropoda; Insecta; Hymenoptera; Trichogrammatidae
Gene: Nup54
Product: nuclear pore complex protein Nup54
Exons: 5
Coding region: 1-1863 (620 amino acids)
Biological process (GO): protein localization to nuclear inner membrane; NLS-bearing protein import into nucleus; nuclear pore organization
Cellular component (GO): nuclear pore; nuclear pore central transport channel
Molecular function (GO): structural constituent of nuclear pore
Source: RefSeq, a predicted model, not a curated record
AUGUCAUUCGGCUCGGGCUUCGGCUCGUCCACCCCGGCCAACACUUCAGCCUUCUCGUUCGGCGGUGGUGCUGCGACAACGGCUACUCCGAUCAGACCAGCUGGUUUUGGUUCAAGUAACUUUGGAGGAUUUAACACACCAGCUGCGACUUCUCAACCAUCGCUGUUUGGUACGCCAGCAGCUACACAAGCAUCUGGUUUUGGUACUGGAACAUUUGGUACACCAGCUGCAACAGGUUUUGGUACAUCAACAACAACCACCACCAACACUUUUAGCACACCAGCUAAUAAUUUCAGUUUUGGUGGAAAUACAAGUGGAUUUGGUACAACACCUACUGCAACAUCAUCGGCACCGACGUUUGGUUUAGGAACAACAGCCACAACUAAUAGUCUUGGUACAGCUACUUUUGGAGGCUUUGGUGGUGGAGGAUUUGGCACUAAUCCAACAACUUCCACAUCCUCUAACUUAUUUGGAGGAUUUGGAGCUAACACAAGCACACAACCAAGUACUUUUGGAACAAAUACUUUUGGAGGAUUUGGAGCUAAGCCUGCAGCAACUACUGCUUCCACUGGUUUUGGUGGUUUUGGAACAGGAAAUGCUUUUUCUAGUUUUGGUUCGGGCUUAACACAACAGCAACAGGUGCAACCACAGCAGCAGCAACAACAACAGGUUCAAUCAAAUGCAAAUGCAAUAUCUGAAGCUUUGUAUAACGCAGUAUUUAAUUGUCAGUUAUUUAAUGACGAAAGAGAUAAUACCAUAGCUAGGUGGAAUUUAAUUCAGGCAUUAUGGGGUACAGGAAAGGCUUAUUAUUCAGCUGCAGCUCCACCUAUAGAAUUGAAUCAAGAAAAUCCUUUAUGCAGAUUUAAAGCGAUUGGAUACAGUCGGAUGCCUGAAAAUGAUAAUAAUGAUGGUCUAGUAGUUCUCUGUUUUGCCAAAAAAGAACAAGAAUUGAAAGAUGGCAGGCCUCAAUUCAUUGCAUCUUUGAAUCAAAUUUUGGGUAAUAAACCCAAUCUCACUGUUACAGUUGACAGUACCAAACCAGUUGGUGAAAGUAAAAGUCAGGCCACUAUUUUUGUAACUGAAAAAGGAGUUACUGGCUCUGCUAGAAAAAUUCCGGCCAAUGAACUAUACACUUACUUUACACAGGGUAUGCAAAAACAACAACUUACCCAAAUAGGGGUGGAAAAUAUUUUCCCUCAAGUCAAAUUGGAUCCAGCUCAAAUCAAAGAGUAUAUGGAUAAUCCACCAUGCUCCAUUGAUCCACGUUUAUGGAAACAGGCCCAACUUGACAAUCCUAAUCCUGAAAAUUAUAUACCUGUGCCUAUGAUAGGGUUUCAACAAGUUAAACAUAGGCUUAAAUGUCAAGAGGAAGAAACUGGUAGACACCGAGCUUUUCUUGAUAUGGUUGCAGAAGAUAUUCAGGGUCUGCAGAGGCAGCACAUAGCUACACAGGCUAGACUAAAAGAACAUCGUAGAACACUUUUGGAGCUUCAACACAGAGUUCUUUCGGUUCUCGUGCGUCAAGAAACUAGUCGAAAAGUUGGUUUUUCUUUGCAACCGGAGGAAGAAACUCUAACGAAUAAAUUUGAAGCCAUGCACUCCCAAAUUAGCGCACCCACGCAAUUCAAAGGUCGAAUUAGUGAAAUGCUAUCUCAAUUAAGAAUGCGAAGACAUACAGAGAAUCAAAGCCAAGAAAGAUACACAAUGGAUCCAAUGGCUCAGGACGACAUUAAAUCGUAUCUAAAUAUGGAGCAGCAAGGAAUGGCACAACUUAUUGACACCGUCAACCACGAUUUAGAAAGUUUGAAAAUUAUAAAAGAUGGAAUGUCGGAACUCUUAAGCAGUCACGGUUCAGUGUCUUGAAUAAACAAGUGCUAGACAAUACAAAUGUAUAAUUUACCUUAUGAACUUAAUGACAAAUUCAUCGAAGAAAAAACUAUAUUUUUUAAAGUUUUGUAAAGUGAUGAUACUCAUCCCUGGAUAGCUAAUUUUGUUAUUUGGAC